UCCCGUUGUCUUUAUUUUUUUUUCUGUUCCUUUUUGUUUCUUUUUGUUUUGGAUUUUUUUUUCUCUCUUUAAUGGGCACACAUCUCAGUAAACAUGAUAUAAAUGAAAAGAGUACCAAGUCGCAUCGGCGAAAGCGGGCCAAAAGUGGGACAAAAAGGGCCAGUCCAUAUGCCGCUCAUCGUUAUUCGGCUGACAGCUACCGUUCACCACCGGCUUCGCCUAUCCAUCCAUCACCGUUAAUAAAAGCUCCACCUACCCCCGUUCUACCGGAAUCGUUCCCUCUUUCUAUAUCAUCACCCACCAAACUGACAUCUCCACCUAAAGAUGUUUUAUCGGAUGUGUCCGUUCCUUAUGCAAGUUCAUACGAAUCGACAAUCUCCGACGACCAUCUCAACAGCUUGCUGGAACCGGGAUGGAAAAUAGCUGCCACCGCUAUAGCUUCUGCAGAGCAGGCUCUGGAGAAACUAACCAAACCGUUGCAACUACCCCAAGAACAAAUUGACCAUGUAUACGACUACGAAUUGGAUAAAGAAAAAGACAGACAAAAGCGUCAGCAUUACAUGUUAAAACAGGUGUUUAAUGGCAACAUGCACAUCCAGCUGGAGAAACCGUCUUAUAUUCUGGAUUGUGCUUGUGGUGUAGGUGUGUGGGCGCUGGAAACAGCGUUAGAGUAUCCCGAGAGCCAGGUGAUUGGUAUGGAUAUACAAUCGUAUUGGUCAAAUUACCCAUUAAAAGCCGAACCCAAUGCGCCCGACAUAUCCAAUGUUUCGUAUUGUCAGGGCGAUCUACUAAAACCGCUAGCAUUCAGCAAUCAGCAGUUUGAUUUCAUUUACCAACGUGAUGUGAGCGCGGUGGUGCCAUGGAAACAAUGGCCGUUGUUGAUUGCCGAAUUCUAUCGUAUCUUGCGACCCGAAGGCCAAAUAGAACUCGUUGAAUACGACUGCUUUUUCAAGCACGCUGGGCCGGUCUUGACGCGUAUGAACGAGUGGUACAAAGCCUGUGCGGCGAGGGUCGGUGUGGAUCUUAAUUAUCCUCGAUCACUGAGUAAGGUUUUACUCGAAUCGGGGUUUACCGAUAUCCAAGAGCAGACCCACGAUAUACCUAUUGGUGAAUGGCCCACAGAUACAUUGCUUCAGCAGUACGGAUUCUUGUACAAGGAGCAGAUGAAGGCAUUUUUUAAAUCGAUGCGACAUUGCUGGAUUUCGCAAAAUCAGAUUACGCAAACCGAAUUUGAUCAGUUGUGUGCCACGGCUCUGGAAGAAUUUGAUCAAUAUCGGGUGGCCGCCAGCUGGAAGAUCAUCACAGCUAGAAAAUCCACCAAAUAAACUUGCUCAUUGGUGGAAAGAUUGAUAUUUCUAUGUCAUAAGAACGAUAUGAAAAAAAAGUUGAUUUCCCUUUUUUUUUUCUUCACAUGGUAAAAGAAGUGUUCUUCUGCCUACGCCUCCGGUGACUUGAAC
This is a messenger RNA of Radiomyces spectabilis, 1457 nucleotides long. Its product is annotated as S-adenosyl-L-methionine-dependent methyltransferase. The coding region runs from base 72 to 1325 and encodes 417 amino acids. The record is from RefSeq and is a predicted model, not a curated record. Lineage: Eukaryota; Fungi; Mucoromycota; Mucoromycetes; Mucorales; Radiomycetaceae. Gene Ontology annotation, molecular function: methyltransferase activity. The transcript has 6 exons.